AUGUCCGUGGUUGAGACUCUUGCCAAGUGGAAAGAGAAUCAGACACAGCUUGACUCUUGUAAUGUUGACACUAAACCCAUCCGUAAAGUUCAAGGUAUUGGGUCCAAGAAAGGAUGCAUGAAAGGAAAGGGAGGGCCUGAGAACACAAAAUGCAAAUACAGAGGAGUUAGACAGAGGACCUGGGGUAAGUGGGUUGCAGAAAUUCGGCAGCCAAAUGGGGGAAAGAAGAUGUGGCUUGGUACUUUUCCAAAUGCACUAGAAGCUGCCCUUGCUUAUGAUAAAGCUGCAAGGACUAUGUACGCUUCUCGCGCUCGCCUCAACUUUCCAGAUUCUUCUACACCUACAACUUCAUCCUGCAUUUCUCCAAUAGAAACUCCACCAGGGUUUGAUUCAACGACUACAUCAAACAACUCUGAGGUCUUUGCAACUAAGGACACCACACAUUUUUCUCCCAAUGUGAUGAAUGAGAAUGGGAGAAGUGAAUUGAGAACUGAUACUCAGCAUUCUGUACUUGCUGCAACUCUAAUGGGGUUUGAAUCCACAACUACAUCAAACCAAUAUGAGUUAUUUGCAGCUGAGGACAUCACAUUUGUUUCUCCCAAUUUGGAGAAUGAGGUUGGAGAAGGAUGGUAG
Molecule: messenger RNA, 633 nt
Organism: Alnus glutinosa
Lineage: Eukaryota; Viridiplantae; Streptophyta; Magnoliopsida; Fagales; Betulaceae
Product: putative dehydration-responsive element-binding protein 2H
Exons: 2
Coding region: 1-633 (210 amino acids)
Biological process (GO): positive regulation of DNA-templated transcription; response to stress
Cellular component (GO): nucleus
Molecular function (GO): transcription cis-regulatory region binding; DNA-binding transcription factor activity
Source: RefSeq, a predicted model, not a curated record